This is a messenger RNA of Fibroporia radiculosa, 1452 nucleotides long. RefSeq lists its product as uncharacterized. Gene Ontology annotation, molecular function: beta-glucosidase activity. The transcript is spliced from 16 exons. The record is from RefSeq and is a predicted model, not a curated record. Lineage: Eukaryota; Fungi; Basidiomycota; Agaricomycetes; Polyporales; Fibroporiaceae. Gene Ontology annotation, biological process: carbohydrate metabolic process. The coding region runs from base 1 to 1452 and encodes 483 amino acids.
AUGUUCACGCCGCUCAUUUCUUUUGCAGCAAGCUUCCAGAUUGAAGGCUCGACCAAUGUCGACGGUCGCGGGAAGUCCAUCUGGGAUGACUUCGCCAAGCAACCUGGCAAGACACUGGACGGAAGGGACGGAGACGUUGCUACUGAUUCCUACAGACUCUGGAAAGAGGACCUGGAUUUACUCUCGUCCUAUGGUGUAAAGUCCUACCGCUUCUCCCUUUCAUGGUCCCGCAUCAUUCCCCUUGGGGGAAAAAACGACCCAAUCAACGAGAAAGGCAUACAGUUUUAUUCCAACCUCAUCGAUGCUCUGCUGGCGAGGGGAAUUGUGCCAUUCGUUACCUUGCAUCACUGGGACCUGCCACAGGCCUUGCAUGAGCGCUAUGGCGGGUGGUUGAAUAAGGAAAAGAUCAUCCCGGACUUUGUCAACUAUUCUCGAAUUUGCUUCGAACGAUUUGGCGACCGCGUCAAGCAUUGGUUGACUUUCAACGAGCCCUGGUGUAUCUCCAUCCACGGCUACGGUCGCGGUGUUUUUGCACCUGGUCGCUCAAGUGACAGGUCCCGCUGCCCCGAGGGCGAUUCAUCGACAGAACCAUGGAUCGUCGGACAUAGCUUGCUUUUGUCGCACGCGCAUGCGGUUAAGUUAUACCGCGAUGAGUUCAAGCCCGCUCAGCGUGGUCAGAUUGGAAUUACGCUGAAUGGAGAUUGGGCCAUCCCGUACGACAACACUCCUGCAAAUAUUGAAGCUGCCCAGCACGCUUUGGAUGCUGCGAUUGGCUGGUUUGCGGAUCCCAUUUAUCUCGGGCAUUAUCCGGAAUUUCUGAAGACGAUGCUCGGCGAACGACUGCCGGACUUUACCCCGGAGGAAAUCCAAGUGGUACUAGGCUCUUCCGAUUUCUAUGGCAUGAAUACAUACACCACGAACCUUUGCAUUGCGGGUGGAACGGAUGAACUGCAAGGCAAGGUCAAAUACACGUUCACGAGGCCAGAUGGCACCCAGCUUGGUACACAAGCGCACUGCUCAUGGUUGCAAGACUACCCCCAAGGAUUCCGGGAGCUGCUCAACUACCUCUGGACGCGCUACCGCACACCGAUAUAUGUUACUGAGAACGGCUUCGCCGUCAAAGACGAGAAUAACAAGCCAGUUGAGGAAGCGUUAUCCGAUCGUGAACGUGUUGAAUAUUUCCGUGGAACAACGCAGUCAGUGCUGGCUGCUGUUGUGGAGGAUGGCGCCUUUUGGACAAUUUCGAAUGGCGAGGCGGAUGGAUAUGUCACUCGCUUCGGCGUAACCUAUGUGGACUACGAAACGCAGAAGCGGUACCCCAAAGAUUCUGCAAGAUUCAUCUGCCAUUGGUUCAAGGAACAUCUCGCGAAGGAUGAACCCGCAGAAACCCCGUCGGAGGCGAUCGCCAAAUUGAAGGAUGACGCCCAGCUUGUCCAUGCCGUCGUAGCGUGA